CGUUAUAUACUGAUGUGAAAAGCUCAGUCCUAACACCGUGGAAAUCCAACUCUGUAAACCCAGUGUCGGCAUACUCUCUCUCAUCAUUUUCUCUCUCUAUAACUUGUUUGUUAUUCGUACCUCGUGUACUCCGCCGCCGGCCGACACGGUGGUUGUGUUUUUUCUUCCACGAUGGCGCUUAUAUCAUACACCAACAGCUACAUUGGCAAAAUAUGUUUUGCUAUGAUGUGGUGGUUCGCGGCUGUGGUGUUUCAGAGUUUGGAGAUCUCCGGUGGGCCGAUUAUGAACUCCGUCAACUCACAUUGGCGUCCGGCCACCGCGACGUGGUACGGCAGUCCAGAAGGCGACGGAAGCGAUGGUGGCGCGUGUGGAUACGGAUCUCUGGUUGAUGUGAAGCCAUUCAGAGCGCGUGUAGGAGCAGUGAGUCCAAUUCUAUUUAAGGCGGGUGAAGGAUGUGGGGCAUGCUAUAAAGUCAAGUGUUUAGAUAAAUCAAUCUGUUCUCGCCGGGCGGUGACCGUUAUUAUCACCGACGAAUGUCCCGGCGGUUACUGCUCCGGCGGAAACACCCAUUUUGACCUCAGCGGCGCCGCCUUCGGUCGCAUGGCGGUUUCCGGCGAUCACAACCAGCUCCGCAACCGCGGCGUACUGAACAUCGUUUAUCGCCGGACACCAUGCAAAUAUCCAGGAAGAAACAUUGCAUUUCAUGUAAACGAAGGAUCUACAAAUUAUUGGCUUUCACUUCUGGUCGAAUUCGAAGGUGGAGAUGGAGAUGUUGGAUCGAUGCAUAUCAGAGAGGCCAGGUCAACAGAGUGGCUAGAAAUGAGCCAUGUUUGGGGAGCGAACUGGGUGAUAGUUCGAGGACCUCUCAGAGGACCAUUUUCCGUCAAACUCACCACCCUGUCCACCAAAAGGACUCUGUCAGCAAGGGAUGUGAUUCCCGGAAAUUGGGCAGUCAAAGCCACUUAUACGUCCCGUCUUAACUUUUCCCCUUAACUGUUAACAGUAUUAACAUUCGUCGAAAGGUUCAAAAGUUUGGUUCCGAAAAAUAUAUAUGUUUUUACUUUUUACCCCUUUUAAUUUUGACAUUCCUAAAUAAGAAGAAAGCAAAAAAUACCCAAAUCACCUAUUCCAUCGCAAGGUCAAAAGGGUAAUUUUAAGCUAAGACCUAUCACAUCAAAUGGAGCCGUUAUAUCAGUUGGUGUUUUUUGGUGAUGGAGAAGGGAAAGAAGUAACCGUUGGGAGUGGGUAUCCGUUUGGCUUUCUGUGGUAUUUAAUUAUAUAAUAUAUAAAAUAUAAGAUAUAGUGUUGUUAUUUGUUAAGUCAAGUGGUUGUUUUGUAAUUUAGUGUCUGUUUGAGGGUAUUUUGCAGCCCCUCUCCAAAGGGAGAGUGAGCGCGCCUUUUUUUUUCUUUGUUUUUUUUGGGAUUAAUAUAUGUAAACGCUUUUAGGGUGUGAGGACCUUUUGGUCUUUUUAUGUAGGCGUGGUGGGUUGGGUUUGGCCUUUUGUAUGGUUUGUUGAUUAUAUAAUUUGUUGUGGCAUGUUGGAUUAAAUGGAACCUUU
Messenger RNA from Lactuca virosa, 1559 nucleotides. The record is from the annotation of a GenBank genome assembly. Lineage: Eukaryota; Viridiplantae; Streptophyta; Magnoliopsida; Asterales; Asteraceae.